Messenger RNA from Carica papaya (papaya), 842 nucleotides. Its product is annotated as cytochrome b5. The record is from RefSeq and is a predicted model, not a curated record. Lineage: Eukaryota; Viridiplantae; Streptophyta; Magnoliopsida; Brassicales; Caricaceae. Gene Ontology annotation, cellular component: intracellular membrane-bounded organelle; membrane. Gene Ontology annotation, molecular function: heme binding.
AAUACCAUUUUUACUAAACACUAAACUAUCGUCUAAACAAACCGUUAGGGUUGCUCCUCCUCUUCGCAUUAAACGGGAGGUAUACCCGGGUUACAUCCCCAAGAGAUUAAACGGGGGAAGAAGACGGACGGAAAUCCCUCUCAGACCCGUUCUAGGCAAAAAUCUCUGUCUCUGUUAGAACGGGGAGAGAAGACUUGGCCCCGACAAGUAUGCCGACUCUCACCAAGCUCUACACAUUGCAAGAAGCCUCCAGCCAUAAUACCAAGGACGAUUGCUGGGUCGUCAUUGAUGGCAAGAUAUAUGAUGUGACCACGUAUCUAGAUGAGCACCCAGGCGGAGAUGACGUAGUCCUUGCUGUAACUGGGAAAGAUGCAACAGAUGAGUUUGAAGAUGCUGGGCACAGCAAAACCGCAAGGGAGCUCAUGGAAAACUUCUUCAUUGGUGAGCUUGAUCUAACUUUUCCAGCAAUCCCAGAACUUGAAAUUUCUCACAAGAACCAGCCAACAGAGUAUUUCAAGGAACUUGUGGAGUUGUCAAAGCAGUACUGGGCUGUUCCUGUGGGCAUUCUCAGCAUCUCAGUGGGGAUUGGCUUCAUGUAUUUACGAAAGAAGGGAAGCAACUGAAAAUUUCCAUUAUUGGCUGCAUGGGAAAGAAAAAUUGUUGUGACAAAUUUUGAAUAAUUAGAAGCUCCAAAGGAGUAAUUAUUUCUCAGGAUUCUUGAAUAAUUAGAAGGAUAGAGAUUACUGUUCCAAAAACUUGAAAGGGAUUUUAGAUUUUGGGUUUGGUUGGACAUAAUUUUUCCCUUAAUCACAUGAUGAGGAACGAUGCAGCAUAGCUUUUAA